Molecule: messenger RNA, 4197 nt
Organism: Amaranthus tricolor (Joseph's coat)
Lineage: Eukaryota; Viridiplantae; Streptophyta; Magnoliopsida; Caryophyllales; Amaranthaceae
Product: protein EMBRYONIC FLOWER 1
Exons: 6
Coding region: 454-3753 (1099 amino acids)
Biological process (GO): shoot system development; negative regulation of DNA-templated transcription; negative regulation of flower development
Source: RefSeq, a predicted model, not a curated record
GUUCAAUACAACAAAACCACCUUUCAAGGACAAACAACAUCAACUAGAUUAAAAAAAAGCAUAGAAGGCUCUUUCUCUCUCAGCUCUCUCUCUCUCUCUUUCUAUUUCUCUCAUUUUCAGUCUCUCCAUUUUCUCUCACUUCUACUUUCUCUCUCCUCUUCUUUAGAGAAUCAAAAACCUCAUCUACUCCCAUCCCUUCUAAUACCCACAAAAUUAAAAUUAAAAAAGUUAGGGUUUUGUCUAAUUUCUUCAUCAAAUUCAUCUCUAUAUAUUAGGAAUCUUAUCUUAAAGUUUCCACCUUUGAGUUGAUGGUGGAGCUUUCUCUCUCUUCUUUGGAGUUUAAAACGGCGCCGUUUCAGAUCCAAGUCAAGCCAUCUUCUUGAUUUUUCCUCUUUUCUGAGAUUACCCAGAAUGAUCUGAAGGUUUAGGUCGUGUAUGUGAAGAUCAUUCAACAUGGCAAGUGCUAUUUUGGAGUCGUUUAAUCAACAAAGUGAAUCCAAUCUUGCUUCUAAAUCCAUAACAUUGCAUGCUUCAUCAAUGGAUUUGGUACCUGUGAAUGACACUUCUGCCGAGAAUCGUGAGGAGACGCCAGAGAAAUGCAGGCAUUUCUCUAUACGAGGCUAUGUAUCAGAAGUGCGCAAAAAGGAUCCAAAACUUUGCUAUCCAUUCACACUUAAGGACUCCAUUGAUCCACUUUGUAUUGAGCUUCCUCCUAUGGUGGUUCCCAAGUUUAGGUGGUGGCAGUGUGUUAGUUGUGUCCCGGAAGCUAGUACUUCGUGUGGUGUCGAAAAUAUUGAAAGUCAGAAGCCUGAUGAGGUUGCAGAAACUUCAUUGCCACUGGUAGGGGAAUCUUCAAAGGUGUAUGCUCCUAGAGGGCUCAAUGCGGACACUAGUACUUCUAUUGAUUCGAACGAGAAUCGAAACUUUCUUAAUAAUGUGUUUGCUGAUCCAAAAGGAAAAGGCAAGGCUUAUGUUGAAGAUAAGCCUGCAGCACAUUCAGCUCGGGAAAAUGGCUUUGUCAAGGAAUCAAUUCAAGGAUAUCUGCAGCAAACUGGUGGAAAAAGUGAAGAUAGCCCGGUUGCUGAUGAAGUUGGGGCGGUAGGAGUAAGAUGCAAUGGAAAUGGAAACAUUGAAGCCGUUCAAAACGAGUGUAGAGAGGAUGGAACGAAAGCAGGGCGUUCUCAAGAGAAUCAGCUUGCAGAUUUGGCAAACAAUGUUGUAGGAGUGGAGGUAAAUGAUGUACCGAGCAUUGACAGAAAAACUCGUGUAGUGAACUUACCGGAUCUGAACGAGUGCAGUGGAGAAGCUCUGUAUGAUGAAAAUAACGGAGCCUUGAUUACCAUUAAUAGUAACGAUGUAUUAUCUGAAGAUGAUGACGAUUAUUUAGGGGCAGAGCGUAGGAAAUUCCCAAAAACGAGGCUUUUGAGUGAAUUAUUGAGAGUGCCCGAAACUCAAAAUCUUGGUAAGGGAAGGAAGAAGAAUCCUUCAUUGAGUAAUUGUUUGGACGAGAAAGUUAAACGAAAGAAGUUGGGAUAUGAAGAGGAGGGGUUGAAAUCGAUGGAGAUCAGGAUUGCAGAUAGUGGAAAUUCGGAGUAUGAUUCAGAGUCUAGUACUGAAUCGGAUGAUUAUUCAACAGAGAUAAUCUCGAAAGCUUUGGUGAAAAGGCGAUGCAAGUCUAAAAUCCCUUUACUUGAGACGAGGCUGAGUAAGAAGAGUAAACUUGAUCAUGGUGGUACUGCUACUUCAAUUUCUCGGCAGAAGAUCAUUUCAAGAUCAGAAAAUAUGGUGCGAAAAACUGAUCGGCUGAUUGAGAGAAGUUCGGUUGUGACCAAGAAGAGAGGAACUCAAACAGGGAAGGAGACAAUGUGUUCAAUACCCCGGGUGCCUAAAGACUUUAUAACGACCCAAAGAGUCGAGAAAAGUCCUGCACACAACAUUCCAAACGUUGAUGAAAAUGAUCUCCAGGUUCCCACAAGUUUCAUUAUUAACAGGAACUGUCAGGCUCAGGCUCGUGUUCUAGACGAUGGACUCUGUCUCCCGUCAUCUCUGCUUGUUGAGGGAAAACAUUCCGAAAAUAGAAUUAAUAUCAAGGAGACUAGUGUAGCUUUCAAAGGAGACUUUAUUGAUCAAAAUGGGGAGACGACUAAUUUGAAGAAAAAAUCCGGGACCCCAGAAGCUGAAGAGAACAGUCCUCUGCCACAGGAACAGGAUACUCCUCUGCAGGUGUCGAAUCAAGUUCGAAAUGGAAAAGAACAGAUGAGUGAAGUUCGGAGGCGCAAGCAUGAUAUUGAUAUAAACAGUAUCCCAACAGACGACAAAGUUCCAGACGACAUACCGAUGGAUAUUGUGGAGCUUAUGGCUAAGAAUCAAUAUGAGAGGCAUUUCGGUGACCUGAAAGAAAAGCAAGAUAACCCAGCACCCCCAGGUAACUCGGGAAAAUAUACCCGAGAUGAUCGAGUCAAUACUUACGGUGAAUACUGGAAAAAAUUUGGGCAAUCUCAUUUUCUGAGCAUGCAAAAUCCGACAACUCCUAAUCCUAGAAAGUGCAUAGUGAAUGGUAAUAUGGUUCGUUUCUCUGACUAUAACCGCAACUCUCCUAGUGUCCCAGGUUGUCAUCCGAGAGAAAAUCCAAUUUCCGCAAGGUUUAUCUCGCCUAUACAAACCCAAGAGCACAAUUUCCCUCGUGGCUUGGAUUUAAACAAUUGGAAUAGGAAUUUUAGUAUGGAAGCGACACAAAGAUACUCUCCAAAUUAUUUCCAACCACUAGAGUCAUAUACAUUUCCAAGACCGAAUACUCCUGAGGCCUCCAGCGUAUGGCCCCCUGUAACAGCAAGCCGUGUGCCUUUGGGAAUCGCAAACUCACAGAUGGUCGCACACCCACACAAGACUAAAUUUGGCCACCAUCACACUUCUAGCGGCAUCUUGAAUUUCAAUGCACCGGGUUCUGUGAGCAUCGGGAAACAGCAGAAUCUUAAUUUCUCUAACCGGUACAGCGUUGGAGCACAUUUGGAAACUUCUGCAGGUUCGGUUGAUGGGUAUACCAAUGAUGCCAUUUCUGCUAUGCAUUUACUAAGCAUGAUGCAAAACGCCGCCAAAAUACAGGAUGCAGCCGUCUUGUCCUUGGCUCCCCCUCAACAAGGUGUGGCCGCUACUAGCUCAAGGCACCUAAUUAUCGAUAAUAUUCAAAAGACUGCUCAUCAUCCAUGUUACCCGACACCAAUUCCCAUAGCUCGAUCUUUUCCUUCUACCUUUCAGAAUGACGCGGGUAAUAUUCGAAAGAAUAACAAUAGCACUGGCACCGGAUUCCUGGGACCUAUUCCAUUGACAUUGCGAGGGCAAAGGAACAUCGAGAAUUCACAUUUUUCCCUUCAAGCUCCUCAAACAAGGCAUGUAAAGGGUUCUUCUUUGGAUAAGGGGAAAAACCCAUUUGUUAUAGCACAUCCCUCCCAGUCCUAUCCAACUCCUUUGCCAACUUCUAGCUUCCUGGUUCGGGGAGGAGUAAGACGUGAUGAGAGGACUAUUUCGCCAACCCCUGAGACAAUGAUUUGCAAGUUGAACCAGAAUCCAAGCGAGUUUAAUGACUUGAAGAAGAUGUCUCGGUAUAUGAUCGGGCCAGAGGAUUUGAAGCCUCGGGGAAAGCCUCGUGUAAAAUCAUCGCGGCUCAGGGAAGAUUCAAAGCGACAAGACGUCAAGCUAAACAAGCAUAACCUUCCUGUUCCUGGUAAAGACCGCGAAAAGCAGAGAAAACCUUAAGUAUUAUUGACACAUUUUGAUCGAUGAACACAAAGGAACAUAUAAAGCCUUUAAGAUCAUAAAUAAAUGAAUGGAGAAAUUCCAGAAAGUUGGAAGAAUCUCUUCAUCAAAAAACCAAACAUACAUCUGUUUUUGUUGCUAAGGUUAUUACUUGUAGUUGUAGCCUAGUAGAGUUGUACUAAGAUCCUUUCCUUAAAGGGAAUAAACUAAAUAUGUAGUAAUUUAUGUUACUAAUAAUGGUAUAGUAACAAAAUGGUCAUGUAUUUACAUAGGUUUUGUUGAGAUCUAAUCCAUUUGGAUGGUUUGUAAAGAAGAGAUUGGAACCUCCAUUUGACUGUAUUCUAAUUGUAAGUGAGAUGGUUCUCAAAAUUCUUCUGCCCUGUUUUGGGGUAUAGGCUCAAAUUAUUAUGUUAAAAAAGGACACAAAUUCACAAACAGCUGGUC